CAGCCUUAAGCUUGGCGAGAACCGGAAUGCCGAGAUACUGUUCAGGCGAUCGAAAGAGGGGGUCAUUAUCGUCGACUGGCGUCAGAACACCGGGCAGUCGAGUCACACAGGUCGCGAAAGGGUACGGAUAGUGAGAGGAGCAAGGAAAGCAGCGGCAGGGCAGCAACAAUCGAGAACAUUGAGCUCCAGACAUGUCGCUGACCAACGCCUCACCGGUCGACGCCGCGCGGGCGGCCAAAUCGGCCUCCCACGUGCUCGCGACGCUUUCCACCGACGCUCGCAACGAAGCGCUCACGGCCAUCCACGCGGGGCUCGCAGCAGCCCGUGACGACAUCCUCGCCGCCAAUGCCCGGGACCUCGAACUGGCACAACAGGCUGCCGCCGACGGGAAGCUGAGCUCGAGCCUCGUCGCACGACUCGACCUGGGCAAGAAGGGCAAGUGGGACGACAUGCUCAAGGGCAUCCUCGACGUGCGCGACCUCGAAGACCCCGUCGGCCGCGUCACCCUCCGCACCCGCCUCGACGACGGCCUCGAGCUCGAGAGGGUGACCUGCCCCAUCGGCGUGCUGCUCAUCAUCUUCGAAGCCCGCCCCGAGGUCAUCGCCAACAUCGCCGCCCUCGCCAUCAAGUCCGGCAACGCCGCCAUCCUCAAAGGCGGCAAGGAGUCGACCGAGUCCUUCGUCGCCAUCUCCCGCGUCAUCUCGGCCGCCCUCGAGCAGACCCAGGUUCCCAACGGCGCCAUCCAGCUCGUCACCACCCGCGACGUCAUCCCGGAGCUGCUCGCCCUCGACGAGCACAUCGACCUGGUCAUCCCGCGCGGGUCCAACGACCUGGUGCGGUACAUCAAGAACAACACGCGCAUCCCCGUGCUCGGCCACGCCGACGGCCUCUGCGCCAUCUAUCUCGAGCAGACGGCCGACCCGACCAUGGCCGCCGAGGUCAUUGUCGACGCCAAGACCAGCUACCCGGCCGCCUGCAACGCGCUCGAGACGCUGCUCGUCCAAGACUCGGCCCUCAUGACCGUGCUCCCGACCGUCGCCGAGGCGCUCGCGGCCAAGGGCGUCGAACUGCGCUGCGACGCCGCCAGCAGGGACGCUCUUCAGGACACCAUCAUCCCCAAACUCACCAUCGCCGACGCGACCGACGCCGACUACCGCACCGAGUUCCUCUCCCUCACGCUGGCCGUCAAGACGGUCUCGUCGCUCGCCGAGGCGGUCGAGCACAUCAACACGCACGGCUCGCACCACACCGACUGCAUCCUGACGUCGUCGCCCGAGCAGGCCGAGCAGUUCAUGGCCGCCGUCGACUCGGCCGGCGUCUACUGGAACGCGUCGACGCGGUUUGCCGACGGCAUGCGCUACGGCUUCGGCACCGAGGUGGGCAUCAGCACCAACAAGAUCCACUCGCGCGGGCCUGUAGGGUUGGACGGGUUGAUGAUAUACAAGUACAAGCUUAGGGGUAAGGGACAAGUGACGGCUGCGUAUGGUGCCGGGGAGGGGAAGAGGAAAUUUCUGCAUCAGAGGUUGCCUUUGGAGUAGUAAGUGGGUAGGUAGGUUGGUAUCGGCUGGGAAGGGGAAAGGGGAAAAGGGCGGGGAAAUGGGCGAUAAAAGCGAGUUUGCCAUUUUUAUCAGGCUGUGUGCUAUUAGUUUAUACCAAUAAUGAAUUCCUAGUGCGAAAUGGUGUUGUCUACCACCCCCCUACCACUGUCCUCUGUGGCUGCUCGCUGCAGUGCGGCCUUCGACAUACCACGAUGCCAUCGGGGACAAGUUUGUGUUAUCGUUGCUGCCCAAGUUCAUCAACCAACUGGAAACACACACACAGUUUUCACAAGA
This is a messenger RNA of Chaetomium strumarium, 1832 nucleotides long. Its product is annotated as Aldehyde/histidinol dehydrogenase. The transcript has 4 exons. Gene Ontology annotation, molecular function: glutamate-5-semialdehyde dehydrogenase (NADP+) activity; NADP binding. The record is from RefSeq and is a predicted model, not a curated record. The coding region runs from base 192 to 1538 and encodes 448 amino acids. NCBI's taxonomy places the organism in Eukaryota, Fungi, Ascomycota, Sordariomycetes, Sordariales, Chaetomiaceae.